Molecule: messenger RNA, 1587 nt
Organism: Lottia gigantea (owl limpet)
Lineage: Eukaryota; Metazoa; Mollusca; Gastropoda; Lottiidae
Exons: 4
Coding region: 97-1587 (496 amino acids)
Cellular component (GO): membrane
Source: RefSeq, a predicted model, not a curated record
CAAUGGCGGAAGUGAAAGUAACAAAAAAUCAAAUGUCUACGAUGUGUUCAUUUUCAAGAUCAUUUAUAUUGAUAGAUUAGUUUCUAAAGGUUGAAUAUGGAGAUUUCAGAAUUAACUCGAAACUGUCUGGGUGUUCUGAUAGCCAUUUUGUGUGUGGUAAUGACUGCAUUUGGAUUUUGUGUGAUUUGUGGUGCGGUCUUCCUGAAGCUGCAUAUGGACAAUUGGACAGUUUUAUUUCACGAGUACGAUCCAAAGAUCUUGUUUAUUUCUUUGUUAACUGUCGGGUGUGUUAUAUUCCUUCUGCAUAUCUAUGGUACGAAACUUGGCUACGCCACUGGUUUUGUUGAGACCAGAGAAGCUUAUCAAAUUGGUUUUAUGCCGCUAAUGGUCUUCAUGGUACUUUUGAUUGUUGGUAUGGUUGUUACAGGAGCAUUGUGCUUGGUCCAUAGGGAUUGGUUAGCCGAGGGAUUUCGAAAUGGUAUGUUAUCCAGAAUUAAAAUGUACAGGGACGAUAUGCACGUGAAGUCAGUUAUAGAUGAACUUCAGAUGAGAUAUAAGUGUUGUGGGAGUUUAAGCUACAAAGACUGGUUUGAUGUGAGUUGGAUCGGUAAAGGUUUUGUCGAUAUUGAAAAUCCAGAUGUUAAGAAGAGGAUGGAAAAAGGACAAUAUAUCACUGACGAUGCACCAUUUAGUUGUUGUCAAAUGGAAUCUAUGAGACCGUGUAUAUUUCAUAAAGUUACACAAUAUGAACUUCAUCAAAAGUAUGACGAGAUUACGCUGUAUAAAGCUGGCUGUUCGGCCAAUUUAUCAUCUUUUUAUGAUAAGUUUAUUCUGUAUCCGGCUUUAUGUGGUUUGUUUGGGGCAUCUGGAGUUGAGUUCUUCAUAAUUAUAUGUUUACGUCAUCUACAGACAUCAAUAAAUGCGGCAGAUAAUUCAGGUUACCCUUCUGGGUAUGGAGAUUCGAAGUGUUGCGCUCCAGAACCAGCCUAUAACCCCCAUUCUUAUAGAAUGAGAGAAAGACAAGGUUAUACAAGAGGCAGAACCAGUGACGGCUGGGAUAGGAAUUAUUCUAACAUUGGUAACAGCAUAUCAUACAAUGAAGAUUUAGAAUUAAAAAUCCCAAAAGAAGAGGAAAGCGACAAAGUUGUUCUAUCAGCAGAAAAAACGGCAAGCGAUGGAAACAAAACUACAAAUAAUCGUAAAAAGAAGUGGUUGGGACAACAAAAGGGUUCUCAAAAUGACAAAACUAAACAGGAUAGAAUAACUACUACUAUUAAGAAUGACGGGAUCAGAAAUUCCAACACCCCUAAAGGCAGUAAUGUUGGCAAUUUUUCAGAAGAAAAAGCAAACGAUCAAAGUAAAACAUCGAAUAUUCAGAGAAAAAAAUGGUUAGGACAAAGAAAAAAAGAUAGUGGUACCUCUCAGAACACAAAAUUUUCUACUGUCUCAGAGAAUGAAGAAUUCGGAAAUCCAAAACCAUCAAAAAGUGUACGCUUUGCAGACGAAGAAGCAAUCGAUCAAAAUAAAUCAACGACCAAACACAGAAAGAGCUGGUUAGGAAAACAAAAUCGCAAACAAUGUGUAUAA